AGGACAGCGCGCAAGGUGGGAGGGAGGGCGCGUGCGCAAGCGGACACGCGCGGAGUCGGUGCAGCGCGGCGGGCCAGACAGUGCGCCUGUGCAGCCCGCGCAGCCCGAUGGAGCGCAGUGGUGGGAACGGAACCGGAGCCCCCUCGGAAGGGGUGCUGAAGGGCACCUCGCUGCAGCCCACAAAGUCCACGGAAGCGAGCGCAGGGCGAGCCUCACAGCCCACCCCUCGGCAGCCAGGCAUGGAUGGAUUUUUAAAAUCAGAUGAGAGACAAAGAUUAGCCAAAGAGAGACGAGAAGAAAGAGAAAAAUGUCUGGCUGCCAGGGAACAGCAGAUCUUAGAGAAACAGAAAAGAGCCAAACUUCAGUAUGAGAAACAAAUUGAGGAGCGAUGGAGAAAACUUGAGGAGCAGCGUCAGCGAGAGGACCAGAAGAGGGCUGCAGUGGAAGAAAAGAGGAAGCAGAAGCUCCGAGAAGAAGAGGAACGUUUGGAAGCAAUGAUGCGCCGGUCCCUGGAGCGUACACAGCAGCUAGAGUUGAAGAAGAAGUGUUCAUGGGCAGGAUCACCGGCCUCAGGGCCUGCUGGAGGACGUGAUGGUGAAUCAGAAAAUACCCCACCCCUUCCUCUAACUUUAGCAGCCAGCACCCUCCCUUCGGACACAGGGACCACUACAGCUGCUGCCGAGUCCACCAACGCAUGUGACAAACUUUCAACAUCAACCAUGAAUUUGCCAAAGCAGACGGACCCUCCUAUGAGUAAACGCCUGUCUUCAUCCACCGUGGCAAUAUCUUAUUCCCCAGACCGAGCUCUUGGAAGCCCUCUCAAAUCUUCAUACAAGUCCUCUCCAACCCGGACCACUGAGAGGAAGAAGGGUACACCUUCAUCUGGUGUGGGAGAUGCUGGGAAGGGAGCCAUGGCAGGAGCAGAGCCAUCUCAGAUGGAGAAAGUGAAGAAGGGACGAGUGACAACUUCUGUUUCCACUGGGGGUCUUGGGUCCCCACUGAGAAGAUGUGAGCCUCCUGAAGACAUUCCUAAGAGGUCAUCUUCUCCUGUGAAAUCUAAGACAGUUUCAAAAGCAUAUCCACAGUCUCCAAAGAGAAGUGAAGUCUCCAAAGUGAAGCCCCCAUAUAUAGGGUCUCCUGUGAAAUACCGCUUUCCUCCCAUUCCCAGUGAAGAAGCACUCAAGAAGAAGGCAGAGAAGGAGAAGAGCAAUAAGGAAAAGGAGGGUGCCACUGGUCAGCAGGCCACUGGCAUAUCCAAAGAAGAAACCCUAGAGAAGCACAUGGCUGACAAGUAUGCCACUGAGAAGCACAUGGUUGACAAACCUGUCACUGAGAAGAACGUGGUUGACAAACCUGUCACUGAGAAGUAUGUAGCUGAUAAGCAUGCCACUGAGAAGCAUUCUACCACAGGAGGGAAGACUGAGCACAGUGCAGGAAAACCCUCAGCAGGCACCACUGAUGCAGAGGAGGCUGCAAAAAUUCUAGCUGAAAAGAGACGUCAGGCUCGGUUACAGAAGGAACAAGAGGAACAAGAACGGUUCGUGAAGGAAGAACAAGAGAGGCUGGAAAAAGAGGAAUUGAAAAGAAAGGCAGAAGAGGAAAGGCUACGCCUAGAAGAAGCCCGUAAGCAAGAAGAAGAAAAGAAGCAAGAGGAAGAAGAGAAAAGAAAGGCAGGAGAGAAGGCAAAACAGAAGGCUGAGGAGGAGCUGUUGUCAAAAGAGAAACAAGAAAAGGAAAAACAAGAGAAAGCCAUCAUUGAAAAGCAGAAAGAAACAGCAGAAGCAAAGGCACAGGAGGCCGUUAAACAGAUGCGUUUAGAAAGAGAACAGAUCAUGCUGCAGAUUGAGCAGGAACGACUGGAGAGGAAGAAGAGAAUAGAUGAAAUCAUGAAGAGAACAAGGAAGAGUGAUGCGUCUCUAGAAGUGAAGAAGGAAGACCCCAAAGUGGAGAUUCAGCCUGUGGUAGAUGUGGAAAAUAAGACAAGACCAGUUGUCCCCAACAAAAUAGAAAUCAGUGGAUUGAACACCUGUCAGGAAGUAAAUGACUCAGAGCAUGCUGCUCCAGAAACUUUUCCCCAAGACAUUUUCUCCAAUGGUCUUAAACCAGUUGGGGCACCUGUUCAUCUGGAGGGCCUUGAUGGGAAAUCCAACAGUCUGGAUGAUUCAACUGAAGAAGUUCAGUCUAUGGAUGUGAGUCCUGUUUCCAAAGAAGAGCUUAUAUCCAUCCCAGAAUUUUCACCAGUGAGUGAAAUGAUUCCUGGAAUGUCUCUGGACCAAAAUGGAACUGGUAAUGCCCGGGCACUUCAAGAUAUCUUAGAUUUUACUGGCCCGCCUACGUUCCCCAAGAAAUCCAGUGAAAAUCUCAGCCUUGAUGACUGUAACAAAAACCUCAUCGAAGGAUUUAACAGUCCUGGGCAAGAAACUACUCUGAACACCUUCUGUUGACAAAGACAGCAUUCUUUUAAUGAAAGGUGGUGUUUGGAUCACCCAUGAAGCUGUCGGUAUUAAAUCUGAGCUGCUAGCCACCUGAAGAAGCUUCUUUCGCCUUUAACCGCUGGAUUCCAAAUUACUAGAUCAGAAUGUAACUGUAUUCCUAGGUUGUUUGACAAACACUGGCCUCUCUUGGUAGAAACCUUGAGAUUUUUGCCUUGUUGGGCUUUAGCAAAGUUUCAUUUUAUGGUUCUAUUUAUGAGCUUCUGCUGCUGCUAAAGCAUUUCCUUAUCCUUCUCUGAUAUCAUAUCCUGCGUGAUGCUGACUGGGAACCUCACUUUAGGACACUUGCAUUCCCAGAGUUGGAGCACAUAGACAUUUAGAUGUCUCUUCCUAUAAAAAUCUUCUAUUUAUCCACACUCUAGUUAAACAUGUACUUGACUUGGGCUGCUUAUUAUAUUCCUGUAUUUUUUUAGUGGGGGAGAAAUCUAGCCAUUUUCUCUCCCUCUCAGGUUUCUGUUAAUUUAUUGUUAUUAUUAAGCUUCAUCACCUGCAGAACAUUAGUCCAUAUUACUUGUUUGGACAUUAAGUAAGUUCGGUUGAAUAAAUAAUUAAAUAGUGGCAAUUAUUUCUUUCCCCUUAUGCAUACAUGGGCAACAUAUGAUACCAAGGACCUUUUCAUAUCAUGCCUUUAAAAUCUUCAAAUUGUCACUCCAAACCAUUGAAUGACUUUUCAGCUGAAUGAAUCACAUCUCCUGCAGGUGGUUGUUUUUAUGGUUUUGCUAUUGUUUUUAUAUUGGCUCUUGGGAGAUUCUUUUUGUUCGCUCCUAUGUUUGCUUAACUGUAAUAAAAAUAAAGUUACAGUGCUUUGAAAAGGGGCCUGAAGUUGGUCCCAGUAUGUCACUUUAAUAGACUUUAACGUUAAAAAGUCUGAACGUGGAAAAAAUGACACUAGAAUGUAUCACUCCAUACAUUUUAUGCCAUAUAAUGCUAUAUUUAAAAUUUUCAUUUCUUGUGGUGAAAUGUAGCUUUACUAUUAAAAUGACCUUUUCUUUGGAACUUUUUGUUUUGACUUUUACCUUAAGCCUUUUGAAAAGAUCUGUAAUUUUGAGAUUUACAACCAAGAGUUAUAAACAAAUCUCAGUAGUGAUCUUGUUCUGUACUUUUAAAGCUGGUACAGUUUAAGAAUGUAUUAGUCUCAGAAGCUAUGUAUGUUUAUGUGAUAUAGUCUAAAUAAAAUGCAUACCUCUAAAAAUGUGCCCUUGACCUUGGUGAAUAUAUCAAAGGAGAUAUAUCUUUUAUGACAAGCACACAGAUGAUAGCAUGGCUUGACAUCUAAAAAUAUGACUGGGCAUUUUUCUUAAAGCUUUAUUUUGCUAAGCAUCCAUCUCAUUGAGCUCCAUUGUACCUCACAGCACACUGUGAUUAUGUGAUGCCUCAUUUGCAUGAUGUGUACAUUCUGUUUAAUGUUAAAUACAUUUUCAUUGAAGAGUC
This is a messenger RNA of Chionomys nivalis (European snow vole), 3923 nucleotides long. RefSeq names its product MAP7 domain containing 2 (gene Map7d2). Bases 108 to 2444 code for a protein of 778 amino acids. The transcript has 17 exons. The record is from RefSeq and is a predicted model, not a curated record. Gene Ontology annotation, biological process: microtubule cytoskeleton organization. NCBI's taxonomy places the organism in Eukaryota, Metazoa, Chordata, Mammalia, Rodentia, Cricetidae. Gene Ontology annotation, cellular component: microtubule cytoskeleton.